ACUUCUUGCAGUGGGAUAAGGGACCAAAUAUCUCUUCCAGUCAGUUUAGCUGUACCAAAAUCAAGAUGAACAGCUUGCCAAAAGAUACCAAGCCAAAUUAUAUCAAAUAAAGAUAAAAUAAAUUCCACUCAAGCCAAAUGAAUAAUAAGAGUCGAACAACAACUAUUCCCAACGAUACUCACUAAACUUCACCACUGGCUGGUUAUUCUUAACGUUUAUAAAAGAAAUAGAAAUGGAUAUAAAGCCAGAAACAAGUGGAAGUACAAGUGUCGGCGUAUAUGGUUCGAAACAUCUUCCAGAGGAUGGAAUAACUUCUCAGAGUCCAAUGCAGUUUCCACCUUUUACAUUAGCAAUUGUGAAGUUUUUGGUUAAAUAUUGUGGUGCUGACUUAAGUUGUAAAGAUGAGUGGGGAAAAACUGCUUUACAUCAUGCUGUCAUUGGUGGUGAAACAGACAUUGUCAAAUAUUUUGUUGAACAAUGUAUCGUUGAUGUAAAUGACAAGGAUAAUAACGGGUGGACAGUUCUGCACCAUGCUGUCACUAAACGUACGCCAGAAAUUGUAAAAUAUCUUGUUGAACAUGACGCUGAUGUAAAUGACAAGGAUAAAAAAAGGUGGACAGCGCUGAACUACGCUGUUACUAAAGAUACGCCAGAAAUCUUGAAAGAUCUUGUUGCACAUGGCGCUGAUGUAAAUGCAAAGAAUAAUAACGGGUGGACAGUUCUGCACCAUGCUGUCACUAGAGGUACGCCAGAAAUUGUAAAAUAUCUUGUUGAACAUGGUGCUGAUGUAAAUGACAAGGAUAAAAAAGGGUGGACAGCGCUGAACUACGCUGUUACUAAAGAUACGCCAGAAAUUGUAAAAUAUCUUGUUGAACAUGGCGCUGAUGUAAAUGGGGUGAAAAAUAACGGGUGGACUGUGCUGCACGAUGCUGUUUUUAAAUGUACAGUAGAAAUUCUAAAAUACCUUGUUGAACAUAGCGAUGAUGUAAAUGGCAAGGAUAUUAACGGGUGUACAGUUUUGCAUUAUGCUGUUAAUAAAGGUACGGUAGACAUUGUAAAAUAUCUUGUUGAACAUGGCGCUGAUGUAAACUGCAAGGAUAUUAACGGGUGUACAUUGUUGCACUAUGCUGUUAGGAAUGGUACGGUAGAAAUUGUAAAAUAUCUUGUUGAACAUGGCGCUGAUGUAAAUGGUAAGAGUAAUAACGAGUCUACAGUGUUGCACUAUGCUGUUAGGUUUAAUAGAUUAGAGAUUGUCAAGUAUUUAGUUGAAAAGUGUGCUGACGUUACUCUUCACACUCACAAUCUUGGUAUUGACAUCCUCAAGAUGGCUGUUGUGAAAAAUUCAGUUGGUUUGAUCAAUCUUCUGUUGGAAAAGAACAUCGCUGUGUGGAGAGCUGGACCAUUUUUUGUUGAGGGAAGACAUAUAAGUCUUCUUGAAUUGAGUAUUCAGCUUGGUCAUGAUGAAAUUACAACUAUCCUUAAGACGUCCAUAAAUCAUUGUGAGAAGAUUCAGAUGUUGAAAGCAAUGAAUUGCAACCAGUUAAAAGAGACAGAAACACCGAUGCAGGCUUUUGUCGCAAAGAAUCGAUUCAAAAUUGGUGCUGGUGGUUUUUGUUGUGUCUAUGUUGGUCUCAUGAAGGAUGGAAGUGAAGUUGCUGUUAAGAGAAUUUUGGUACAAAGCGAGGAUGAAACAGUUGAAAACGAAAAGAAAAUCAUGAGUCUCAUUCAAACAAACUCUCCAUUUAUAGUGAAAUAUCGACAUUUUCACCGUGACGAUACCUUCAUGUAUCUUAUUGUUGAUCUUUGCGAAGAAAUCUUGAGGGAACUUGUUCAUGCAUGCAGUAUUAAACAUCUAAAAGAGCAAGGUCCACGAAUGAUUAGGGAAAUUCUAUCAGGAAUAAAAUUUCUUCAUGGCAAAGGAAUAUUGCACAGAGAUCUAAAACCAUCAAACGUCCUGGUUGAUAUCGAAGGUCGCAUGAGAUUGGCAGAUUUUGGAAUAAGUCGCGUUGUUAAUGAAGAUGAAACGACAGUUGAAACAGAUGCAAAAGGUACUCGUGGAUGGAUGCCACCGGAAGUAAUUGAAGCAAUAGUUAAAAAAGAAAAAAGCCGUUUUAAAAGGAAAUCAGAUGUCCAGGUCGCGGGUAUGAUUGCUUUCUUCAUCUUAACUAAAGGUGAACACCCUUUUGGAUCUGAAUUAGACCGAAUGAAAAAUAUUUUGGAGAAUAAUCCUGUCAAUUUGGAGAAACUUGGUGAUCGCCCAGCUCGUAGGUUUGUGUCGUGGUUGAUUAAUCACAAGAUUGAUGAUAGACCUUACGCUCACGAAACACUGAGAGAUAUCUUUUUUAGCAACACCACAAGGACACAGCGAGCAAUUAGACAACCAACCACGACGUUUGUUUGAAAUGACGAAUCCUUCCUAGCCCAAGUUUGUCCAUGAAGGAAAAAUAAUUAGCGAGGUUGUUUUAUCGCACCCAUUGGGCAUUGCAUAUUUUUUACACUUGAAAUAUCCUUGUUAUGAAGAGCUUAACACAACGUGUUGUUUGUUUAGGUAGAAUAUAAAUAUUACUACAGUCCUCAAUAUAUUGUACACUUUUUCAAAGAAAUUAUUCAUAACUGAGGGGCUGUUCAGAUGAGCCAGGUUAAUGAGAUGAAUUUGAAAAAGGUGUUUGGAUUAUCGAGAACUAGCCAUUUCCAGCUGAUCUGAGAUCAUGACGUCAUAAAGCGUCUCGACAAACUGAGUUAUCAUACGCCUGGUGUUAUUUGUCCCUAUUCUUCUAACUAAUAGUAUAAAGGGUGAAAAAUUUAAAUUCUAAUUUACAGUUGAGAAAAAUGUCUCAGAAACUGAUUAUUGAUAAAAAGCCUUUCUAUCUGUUUGGACGAAAUAAAGAUUCUUGUGAUUUUCCACUGGAUUACACCUCAUGUUCAAGAGUUCAUUCUGCUUUAGUCUUUCAUAAACAUUUAAACAGACCAUUUUUUAUUGAUCUAAAAAGCAGUAAGUGCAAUGUUUUGAUUUGAAGAACUUAAAUAAGUUUACCAGGCUCUGUCUGUACCCUGACACAAACUGAUAUCCCAGCUAGACUGUAACUUAUUGUACAUGAAUAAUUCUGAGUGUAAUUAAAUAUAUCUUAUUGUCUGAAAAACUGG
Molecule: messenger RNA, 3144 nt
Organism: Dendronephthya gigantea
Lineage: Eukaryota; Metazoa; Cnidaria; Anthozoa; Malacalcyonacea; Nephtheidae
Product: ankyrin-3-like
Exons: 4
Coding region: 233-2401 (722 amino acids)
Biological process (GO): protein phosphorylation
Molecular function (GO): ATP binding; protein kinase activity; protein binding
Source: RefSeq, a predicted model, not a curated record